Messenger RNA from Lactuca saligna, 402 nucleotides. NCBI's taxonomy places the organism in Eukaryota, Viridiplantae, Streptophyta, Magnoliopsida, Asterales, Asteraceae. The record is from the annotation of a GenBank genome assembly.
AUGGCAAACUGGCGUUUCAUGUUACUGGUUGUUUUAACAGCAGUAGUAGUAGAAAGUACUAUUGCCAGAGACCUUCCUAGUGACACCAACAAAGCUGCUGUCGGUCUAACUGAACAAAAGAACAUUGUCAGUUUUGGUGGAUUGGGUGGCUUUUCUGGCUUUGAUAACAACGGCCAACCCAUUGGUGGUGGUGGCGCCGGACUUGGCAUAGGCACCUCCAAUGGGAUCGGAGGUGUAGGUGCUGGUUACCAAUUUGGUGGACCUGGUGCAGCUGCUGGUGGUGUAGGAACUUUUGGAGGUCUUGCUAAUGGUUUUGCUGGCUUGCCGGCUCUAGGUGGCGGUGGAAUUGGUGGUGGUGGACCUGGUGCCGGAGAUGAUUCUGGUGCAGUUCCACUUCCUUGA